Paramormyrops kingsleyae is the source of this 5561-nucleotide messenger RNA. Lineage: Eukaryota; Metazoa; Chordata; Actinopteri; Osteoglossiformes; Mormyridae. The record is from RefSeq and is a predicted model, not a curated record.
AGGAAUUUAGACAAAUACAAAGAUCUCACCAUUGGCUUGACAGGUCAGUUGGAAUUUAAUUUAGUAUAUUCAUCUGUCAUAAUUGCUUAUCAAGUACAGUGUCACGGUGACCCUGGAGCCUCACAGAGGAAGCACAGAGCACAAGCUAGGGAACACUGUGAACAGGAUGCCGGUCCAUCCCAGAGCAGAAACACACACAUCACACAAACCAUUGGUGCUGAAAAAUCACCGAGAACCGGGAGGCAGGAUUUCCCCUCAGAGGUCUAGACACGAGUCGUAGCUGAUUUAGUAUUGAGUCCAACGGCUCUCCUCCAUGAGCAAAUUAGUCAUAUUUUAAUAUAGGGUUUUAGUGACAUUUUGAAAUGCUGCCUUGUUUCCAGAACUUAAAAGGUGAUCAAGGGGUUGAACUCCAGGAAGGAUCUGACGAGCUAUUUCUUAUGAUUCUCUCCAGCCGAGAGGAAGCUAAUGAAAUAAGGGUCAGAUUAGUAAUUAGGGCAGUCUGGGUGAAACAACACUCAAAUCCUGGCUCCUGGUGUUUCCGUGGCACCUUAUCGGACUCCUCCUUGACAUCAUCUACCGUCACAGUGGGGGCCGACGCGGACCUCCUCCCUGAGCUGACCUCGGAGGCCAGUGUGGGCACAGAGAGGCUGCGCCCCAAAAGAAAAUAGUAGUCAGACAGCCGCUGCGGGGAACGUGCUCUCCCCUCAGCUCAGCUAAAGAACGCGAGCCGUAACACCAGCACGCCGGCUGCGACCUGGAUGAGUGUGGCCAGCACUGGCCCCGUGACAGCUCAUCCCGGAGAUUGUUCGCUUUGCACUUGGAGUUUUGGAGGAGAUUCUGCUGAGCGAGAUGUGGCCUUCAUAGGCCAAAACCUCAUUUGAGCUGUUAGGUGUCUCCCUGGGCAUGAUUUGGGAUGCGAAAGGAAUGUUUCCUAUGAACAAGUGCCAGUGGAAAGGGCUAUGAGUUAAAUUACCCAUAAAGCGUUUGUUUUCUGUGUUUAGUGUUCCACUAGUACAAAAGGCAACGAGCAGCCCUCUGAAGCGGAGAGCUGCACAGGGAUGAUAUCUAUCCCCAUCCCCAUUCAUCCCUGCAAACAUCUAAACCAUCCCUACAUGCAUGGGAACCAUGCACCAACACAGCAACAGUACAGUGUAAAAUUAAACACGUCCAUAUUUGCCUUUAAAUAUCUUAAUUAUUAAAUUACUCACUUGACACUGCCACGAGGUGGUGGGGGGCUGAGAACAAAUCAUUUAACAGAACAAAGGCAUUUAUAAUUAAUAUAGCACAUAUAAAAAUAUGCAUAUGCGAGCAAUUUCCACAGUAUUACCUCUUUCCCCAUUCCUGUGCAACCCUCUACUCAAAAGCUCUGAAUAAUGCUUUUAAUUACAGCAGUAAUAGCAUGAACUUGCACAGCAGAGAAGUGUAAGGGCUGGAUUUCCUUCCUCCAAGAUUCAUAUUUUUCUGUUGUUACUAUUGUGAACUUUUUUGAUGUUUGACCCUUAAGAUCACUGAUAGCUUGUUUUUUACUGGUAUUCAGGUCCACGGUUGUUUUGAGGGGUCAGAUAAGACACCACAGCGUUCCUGGGUAGAUUCUCAGCAAAGCAGCAACACAACUUUUCUGUGACUCAGGAGAGUUUUAAAGUCAUAGUCUCCGUCUGGCCGCAGUUUGAAAUGUGUCUGAGGAAUGUAAAGCAAGUUCAGCCUAAUAAUGUCACCAAUGAAAACAUUUCAAUGUAAUAGAAGAAGAAGUUGGCAGAGACAGAGCCCCCCCCCCCCCAAAUGGAAGAAUGGGAACAAUAUAAAUACCACACAAAGACACUAAAGUGUCAAAAGAAAACUCCUGUAUAAUGUAGAUGGAUUCCUUAUCUUGCUGGUCAUGGUGAAUAUAAAUCCAGUGUUUCCCAAUCCGGUCCUCAGGGACCCGCAGCCGGUCCACGUUUUUGUUACCUCCAAGCUCCCUGCCAGACAGUCCACAUUUUUAUCAUAUUAUCUAGACACAUAUACUGAUGUAUAUGCAUUAUAGCCACUACAAUAAAAGUUGAUGGAAAAACAGCACCAUUAUGAAUAGUGAUCUUUCAUGAUUAUUUUAUCACAAAUACGUAGUUAAGAGGACACUGUGCUUUGUAGUUUACUUAGAAGGUGAUGGUAUUUUUCAGUUAUAAUACAACAAUGCCCAUAUUCCUUUGAACUUCUAAGGAACUUCUGUUCCUUAGAAUUAAUUUUAAAAAAGAAAGAACAUGUCCUCUUUAUAUUAUAAUUGGUACAGGUUCAAUUCCCACAACAGGUUUGUUUGGAAAGCUGCUUAACCUGAAUUGUCACAGUUCAUGUUCAGCUUUAUAAAUGAGUUACAAAUGUACAAUCUAUAUGAUUCUGAUUCUGAAAGAGUACACUAAACAUAUAAGUAAUAACAUUAUAAUGAUUUUUUUCAUAAUUCAGUUCUACAAAAUCUUGCAUUGUUCACAUUUCAUACUUUAAAUUUCAGUUGUGUACAGGGUGGGGGGUGACCAUUCAGAGGAGCAAAAAUGACUUUUUUUCUCAGUGAGAUAUACCCUUGUCUUAAUUCCCCCAACACGAUACCCAUAAAACCUUGGUGAACUGAGUCUGAGCUGAGUCAAAACCCACCUCAGGGACUGGGCGUCACUUGGGCGCCCCCUUCCUGCCAAUGCCGGCUUAGCAGGUCAACUCCCAAGCAGGGCUGGCUGCAGGCUCUUUCUCAUAAGAGUUCCAGAUGUGCACCGUGCACAGACAGCAUGCUGCACUUCUGCCCAUCAGUACCAAGCCAGCUGCAGCUGCUGCCGGUACCCCUGCCCAGCUGCCUCUGUCACGGAUCCCAGCUCCACUUUAGCCUCAACAGCCAGAGGAGUCGCCAGCACGGCUGAAACUACAGCACUCUUUCUUCUUUUUAUCCUCAUUUUCCUUCUUUUAUACCAGGAAGUUUUAUUUCAAAAACCUGGAAAACUUUGUUUCAGAAGCCAGCAGAGAGAAGUGUCCAAACUUUUGCAAGUUUUGGGAACGAAUCUGAAUUCAGCAUGUUUUGUUCUAGAAGACUAUUUCAGCAGUGGAGCUUUGCCGUAUUUCUCCUCUGCACUCCUGUUCCUUAUUAUGGGAGGCAUAUUGAUGCACUCACUAACAGAACGAGGCGCUCUGUGAGUCAUGCCCAGCUGAUGCAUGACAAAGGGCGAACGCUGCAGGACUUCAAGCGGCACAUGUGGCUACAAAAGCUGCUGGACGAGGUGCACACGGCGGAGACCCGGGAGCCGCUCGGCAGGAGCACCCCCGGAGGGACGGUGGGUGGCACCACUGGGGGGACCGGCGGGGGCAGCCUCCACCCCAAACCCUCUGGAAGCACCAAGAACUACCCCAUGGGCUUCCCCCAGGAGGAGGAGGGCACCAACCUGCCCCAGGAGACUAAUAAGUCUGCCAGCAAGGGAGCCAGCAAGAAGAAAAAGAAGGGAAGAGCUGGGAAGCGACGGGACACUGAAAAGAAGAGGCGGCGGACACGCUCUGUACUGGGGCCCGGGAGUGGCUGGCCCCUGGACUGGAGGCGGAGCUUCAAACUGCCCAAAAAACUUCACUAAGACCCUGUCAGCCUCUGACAAAGGUAAAUACAGUACCUGCUGAUGGAUAGAUGGCUGGAUGGAGGGAUGCCUGGAUGUUUUAUGGCAGCAUAAAGCAUCAGAUGUUAACGAGAAGGUUCCCCCGACAUAGCCAGCGCUGAGGAAUGAAAACUAAAUCCAGCUCAUGUAAGGGAAGGUUAAAUCCAGAACGUUCCACUGGCUCUCCUCCCUUAAACACAUGGGGCAGCAGAACUGAGGAGUCUGACGGUCUCGGCGCCGUGGCGUCGUUCGAACCCCGCCAGGCUGCACGUCUUCGUCCCGCCGCUCUGAGCUUCCGUCUCGGGGAUUUGGGGGGGGGGGGGUGUUUUCUCAGUGUGGGGUGUCUGUUUUGCAUAAUGGCAAGCAUGUGGCCCAGACACCCUCCCCCCACCCCUGUGAGGAGCUGAGAAGGCAUCAGAGUGAGGGGCCAGCUCUCCCAGGCUCUCUUGCAUGAGGGCCCCCUUCCAGCCGGUGCCACUCCCGGCUCAGCCUGAUGUAAAACAGGCCUCCAUGCUGGCCCAGGAACACAGGCUCAGUGCCGGGCUGUUCUUGGGGAGGGGCUGAGUUCAUUCAGCCUGGACAUGCAAAAUCAUGCUGUCCAAGAUAUUAGCUAAUCCUGAUGGCCUCUUACCUCCCACAUUAGAUACAGAGGUGGACUAAAAGGAAAAAUUAUAUAAUAAUAAUAACAUUAAUGACAUAACCUUACCUUCAAAUAAAUGUGUAUACACAUAUAUGUAUAUACAGUACUUCUGUUUAUAAACUUUUGAAAAGGAGGCUACAAUUUUUCAUUGUAAGGUUUCCUAACCGUAUGUUUUUAUUUGUUUUAAAUAUGUUUUUAAAUUAAUGUUGAUGCUGAAUAAAAGUGUAAUUAUUCAGCUGCUUGGUUAUUGGCUGACAAAAAUGUCAAAUACACAAACCGAAUAGACAAAGUUUACAUAAUCACAAAUUACAAUAAAUCAUGUACCUUUAAUGUGUUUUUUUGUUUCAUUCUGUUCAUUUUUAUAGUGAUAUUAAAAUGUAUAGGAGGCAUUUGUAGUACAGUAAACAAAUAGCCAUUCUUAGCUUUCUUUUGUUUCCUGUUUACAGAUGACCCAGACACAUUUGAGUGGGACAUCCAAGGACUCAUUACCGUUUUCUGUAAUAAUGAUUGUUCUGAAGGUAAUAGAGAAAAUAUUUAUUGUUUGUAAAUAAUUUAAACACACCAGAAUAGUGACUUUGAUAAUAAAAUCGUUAUUCAAUGCUCUGUGGAGCUUUUGAUUAUUGUGAAAUGUUCCUUUGUUUGGACUACACCGUUUAUAAAUGUCAGAUUUGCCAUAAUUUAUUUUUUUCUCUUAAUAAUGUUUAUAUUUAUUUUGUAAAUGUGUAAUGCUGCUGCUGAUUUUAUAUAUUUUUGUAACAUAAUGCACUUUAGAUAAAUAAGUAUAUAUAUCCAGUCAUUUUGUUCAUUGAAGUAAUAAAGUGUUCUCUUUUCGUGGUUUUAUUUUGAAAAUCCUGAAUGCUUGUAUAUUACUUGUAUAUAUUUAGCUUGAUAUCACCAAACUGGUUUGUCCCCCAAAGAACAUGCAUGUCAAUCGAGUUUCCAGCAUAUCUGAUCUAGGACCUGUUGCAUAUAUUCUCUGUGUACGUAAUGGCUAAAAUCUCUUCUCAAUACCUCACCUACAGCACAUCUCCAUUCAUCAAAGAAACAGCUCCCUUUGUAUGCAAACUGAACACCUAAUACUUGUUUAACACUUGCACUGAGAUGACAUCCUGUUUUGAAAUGAUCAUACAGUUAGCAGUAAGCAUAUUGAUUUUCUUUUUUUUGGCAGAGUCUUGUUAACAAAUGAUGUUUAUGUCUUUCAUUUUAAAUAUUAUCAUGUCCAAGGGCUUUUAUAACAGGCACUGGUGCCUUGUAGUCUCAAAGCAUUUUACACAAAGGAAAAUGCAUUUGGAUGAAACAGAAUAAAGAUCUUAUUUUAAAUUCUG